This is a messenger RNA of Loa loa (African eye worm), 264 nucleotides long. RefSeq lists its product as hypothetical. NCBI's taxonomy places the organism in Eukaryota, Metazoa, Nematoda, Chromadorea, Rhabditida, Onchocercidae. The transcript has a single exon. The coding region runs from base 1 to 264 and encodes 87 amino acids. The record is from RefSeq and is a predicted model, not a curated record.
AUGCUUCAAAAUCAUUUGAAUCAAUGUAUUGUGACAGUUCGUACAAAUUGUCCUAAUGGUUAUCUGGAAACACUUACAGAAGAAAAUGACGAAGAUGCAGAAAUGACAUGUCAUCAAAAUCAGCUUAAUCAUUCAACUCAUCAUUCUGCUUUAAUGACCAGUAAUAAUACGUUAGCAUCAUCCAAUAAUGAUGAAACAUUUAAUUGUCCGAUUGAAUCUAAUGGUCAAUUAAAAAUGGAACCACAAAUUAAGAAGAAUUAUUAA